This is a messenger RNA of Verruconis gallopava, 4432 nucleotides long. RefSeq lists its product as uncharacterized. Lineage: Eukaryota; Fungi; Ascomycota; Dothideomycetes; Venturiales; Sympoventuriaceae. Gene Ontology annotation, cellular component: nucleus. Gene Ontology annotation, molecular function: histone H3K9 demethylase activity; histone H3K36 demethylase activity. The coding region runs from base 205 to 4173 and encodes 1322 amino acids. The record is from RefSeq and is a predicted model, not a curated record. The transcript has 4 exons. Gene Ontology annotation, biological process: chromatin remodeling.
CCUCCGUUGUCCGCUUGCUCGCUCGAGAACGCCCCUGACGCCGAUGCCACACCUCGACAUCCUGCGUCACCAUCAGGACCCGGCCCUGCGACGCUGAUUCGACCCCUUCUUCACCCAUCCAGUCGCUCGUUUCCGCUCUCGCGCCACCCUAUCCUACGCACUCCCCGCGGCUUGCGCGCCUCCGCCGUCGCCUCUAUACUGGCCAUGGCAGCCGCCGUGGCUUCGCCGCCCGUGACCGCGGCUGGUUCUUCGCCUAAGAUAGCCUCCAAAGACGGAGUGCCCUCGUCUGACCGCAUACCCACUCCGCCCACCAGCGAAGACAUGAACAAGCAUGAAGACGAUUCAUCUGACUUAUCCGACAUUGACGAUAUUGAUGGAGACCUGGACGACAUUAAGCCGGAUCAUUACUGGGACGGUGAGAAUGGGGGAAAGAUACCCGUUUUCAAACCGACUAUGAGUCAGUUCCGCGACUUUGGCAAGUUCAUUGCGGCCAUCGACGGCUAUGGUAUGCAGAGCGGCAUCGUCAAGGUCAUUGCGCCUCAGGAAUGGCGCGACUCCCUUGGCCCUCUCGACGAAGCCGUCAAGAGUAUUCGUGUCAAGAAUCCCAUUACCCAAGAAUUCGCUGGCACUCACGGCACGUACACGCAAGCCAACAUAGAGAAACAACGUUCGUAUAACCUUCCACAGUGGAAGGCACUCUGCGAGGAGAGCAACCACAGAACCCCCCCAAGAAAAGGCGACCGCCGCAAGGAAGCGGACGCAGCCAAGGCCGCCAGACCUCCACGUUCUGCUGCCGCCGCAACAUCGAACGACGGAAGUAAACGCAAACAAGGUCGAGCUCGUCGAGCUGCUGUCAAGGAAGAAGAUGUGCCUCAAGACAGCAUAGAGAGCGACACCCCGCAGGUACCUCCCACGCCAACAUCGCCCAACCAAGGUCAGGACGGGGAGGAAGUGGAGGCGAACCACGCAUCAGACGACAAGUCGGACAUCAAAGCACGUGGUAGGGCACGCAAAGGAGCAGGACGGAACUCAACGCCAAAGUCAACUGUUGUGAGCAAUGGUCGUCAGCCAAGAGCCACUAAAGACGUAAAGAAAUCGGUAGCCUCGCGCCGACUCCAUAAUCAGUCCGAGACCUGGGAAGUUGAUGAAGAGGCUUUCAAGGGGUUCAAUUACCGUCUCGAGAACGUCGAGCAGUUUGACGUUGAGCGAUGCAAGGAGCUCGAAGAAACCUACUGGAAGACAAUCAAUUUUGGUACACCCAUGUAUGGCGCGGAUAUGCCUGGCUCACUAUUCAAUGACUCGGUGACAAGCUGGAAUGUGGCCCACCUGCCCAACCUGUUGGAUGUGCUCGGCACCAAGGUGCCUGGGGUCAACACCGCUUACCUUUAUCUCGGCAUGUGGAAAGCUACUUUUGCCUGGCACUUGGAGGACGUCGACUUGUACAGCAUUAAUUACAUCCACUUUGGUGCUCCCAAGCAAUGGUACAGCAUCAGCCAAGCCGACGCUCGCAAAUUCGAGAAUGCGAUGCGAUCUCUUUGGCCGCAAGACUACAAGCACUGUGACCAAUUUUUGCGCCACAAGACGUAUCUCAUCUCUCCCGACAAGCUUAAGUCACAGUUUGGAAUUCAAGUCAACCGACUUGUUCAUUACGAGGGUGAGUUUGUGAUUACAUAUCCUUAUGGUUACCACUCCGGAUUCAAUCUCGGUUACAAUUGCGCCGAGUCCGUCAACUUCGCGACAGAGGAUUGGCUUAACUAUGGGCGCAUAGCGAAAAAGUGUUUGUGUGAAGCGGACAGUGUUUGGGUUGAUGUGAACGAGAUUGAACGCAAGCUACGCGGUGAACCGACCCCGGAGUACUACGAGGUCACCGAUGAUGAAAGCGAUGACGAGGAAGAAGUACUGCCAACUCCACCCCCAAGCUUGAAAGGCGCAAAGAGCACUGCGGCCAAGAAGCGCAAACGGCCAGCCAAAGAAGCCAAGAGCGCCGAGAGCCGCAAGACAAAACGAAUCAAACUUCGCAUUCGUACAGCGGGCAAAGAGCCUUGUAUUCUUUGUCCCAAUGAGGCAGCUUGGGACCAGUUGCUGUUUACCGACAAUGGUAAACAGGCACAUCUCACGUGCGCACGAUACACACCAGACGUGUAUAUCCGACAGGAUCCUGCGACGGGUAAGGACAUGGCUUGUAACGUCUCACACAUCGAUAAGGCACGACUCGACCUCAAGUGCAACUAUUGUCGCUCAAAGAAGGGCGCAAAAGUCCAGUGUGCUGCAACAAAAUGUACUCGUAGCUUCCACGCGACUUGUUUGGCGUCCGCUGGCGUUCUGGUCGACGAGGGACCUGUACCUACAUGGGACGAGCAAGGCGUGGAGUAUUUCGAAAUUGGUCAGGACUUCCGAUGCCGGUUCCACCGACCACGACGGCCCAAAAAUCAUGACGGCAAGCUAGGUGAGAGUCUGGAAAAUAGCAAGCUCAUUAACAAGUUCGCACGAAACCUGGAGAAGGGUACGCUGAUCCAAGCGCAAACUCUGGACAGUGAUAUUUUCGCUGGCGUGGUUGUUGAGAACCGACCAAGCGAAUCAACCGUAGUUAUUGCUAUCGAGCCAGAAGGGCUUGACUUGGUCGAAGUUGAGUAUAAAUACAUUCUUGUCCUAGAUCCAGAACAAUCUCAGCGGCCGAAACCCUCUCCCGACGCCCUUCCCCUACCCGAUAGGAAGAAGCUAGACCGCAGUGAAUUCAGUACAGGCAACAGGCAGGAUGGCGUGCCUUCGAAAGGCGAUCCAUUCAUGGAUCCGGAAGCCGAACAGGUUUGGGAAGAGUUCAACGCCGUACAUCGCUCUGAGCUCAAGAAUCCGGCUCAAAAGAAUGUCAACAUGUCCAAUCCUGAGGGCGUGUGGUAUUAUCUCGGGAAGGGAAGCACGGACGCGAAGGCACAGUUCACGCACGACCUGGCCAUACAAGUACACAAUCCGAAGAGUAACUUCUUAGACACAGUCAGAGAACUGCCUCAAAGAGUCAACUACACGCCUCAGCGAACCGGCUUUGGAUCACAUGGUGUGACCUACGUGCCUGGACCGAAUGGUGUUGGCCUUGCCCAGCGACCCCCACUGCAACCGCGACCCAGCACGGACAAGCCAUAUCAAUAUAAACCGAAACAAGAGGUGCAACCGAAUAUCUUCAAGGCAACCUUCACAUGGCACUCGAGCACUAGCGGACCCACUCAGCAAUUUUCGAAAUUUGCCUCCUCAACUUACACACCGUCCCCAGUAUCAAAACUAUCACAACAAUCUUCUACUACGCCUCCAACAAGGCCCCACUAUUCUCCUCCAGGUGCUUCGUACUUGCAGUCAAAACCAGGUCCGGUUGUGGGAAAUAACGCGUCAUCUGUCGGUGGGGGCACCAGCCUGUAUCAGCAGGCGGAGAGACGCUACUCCCAUCAACAAUCAUAUCAACAUUUCGCCGCUUCAGGCCCAACACCGACACUCACUCGUAGCCCAGCUGUCUCCAUAUCAUCUACUUCAGCGGCGUCUAAAAGUGUACCAAAGACCAAAUCCGUCGAAUACAUUGAGCACAUAUCGAAAUACCCGUACUUACGAAAUGCAUACGCAAGAAGACCAGAGAAAUAUUGUAGCCCGUACGCGAACAGCUUUGGAUUUGGUGCUGAAUACGAGAUGAAAUUGCAACGUGGUUUGGCAGCCCGCACAUAUGCCGCGCAGGCGAAGGCCGAAACUGCGGGAAGAUCGACUUAUUGUCCCAAUGGAGGCACACAGCAAUUUCCACAAUAUCAAUCCUCUCAGGAUUUCCAACAGGUCUUGUCACGUGAAGAUGAGAGCGCUCGUCCUUGCGCAGGCUCUGGCUGGACACAUCCUUUGGAAAAGAUUGGUCCUUCCGCGAAGCCGCAAAUCUCAACCAAGGAGCAGCACGAGCAGGAGAAUGAUUCGAACACGCCGCCACCCAUCGCCGCCUCUUGCCCUGGAUUCGGUAUAUUAAAGGCUGAGGAGUCAAUACCAAAAGAUCAUGAUCCUUCGCUGCAAGUUUCCCUUGCAAAGAUGCGAAAAACAUCGGAACCGAGCCCAGCAAGACCUGAUUACAGUCCUAUUAGCGAAAGUGCUACCCCUUCUCUUACAGCGGACGUAAAAACUCCUAUUGGAUUGGGGCUCAAUGGGAUCUCAUGAGAAACAUCGGUUUAAGCCGUGAUGCACAGAGAGUCGAAACUAUACCUCAUUCACGAUGUAGCCUUUUUGGCAUUCCUAGUUUCUUUUGCUUCUCGUUUGCUCCUAGGAUUUUACGGCUCGCGAAUGUCUCGGCUCUGUAUAAUGGGAAGGACGCGUAAACGAGGACAUACAAGGCGCUUGAUACUGGCUAUUUCUCUGUACAAAUAUUCCUGAAUAGAAUUGUAGCCCACUAGGUUUCAAUUUUCUGUCUUUAUAGAAA